AUGACUUCAGUCUUGUCAUCACGGCCCGGCCACAGUGCGCCGAAUAUGCUAGCAUCUGGGGGCAUGUCUCCCAUGCAGGAGCCAACCCCUCCAGACAAUAUGAGGCAUGAUGACGGCCAUGCAGAAGACGUGGACGACAACCAGGACAACUCGUCCAAUGCCGACGAGGGCCCCAACCGAAAGCGCCGUCGAAGUCGCAAAGGACUGGACAAGAAAUUCGAGUGCCCUCAUGACGGCUGUGGAAAAAGCUACUCGAGAGCUGAGCAUCUCUAUCGUCAUCAACUCAACCAUAACCCAAAGCAGAUCUACAAAUGUGAUUUCCCAGACUGCGAUCGGCAAUUCGUCCGACUUGACCUGUGUAACAGGCACAAGGAACGGCACACGGCAAAGGGAUCUACGCUCAGCAGGAGAGAAUCGACCAUUGGAGGCCAAUUGUCACCUGGAAAUGACGGUCGUCACGGGUUUGCUGCGCCUGGUUCGAUCUCCCCCGAGGCCAACAGGCCCGGCAGUGCCUACGCCAGACCACCGCUACACCACCCUCAGUUUCAAGACGUCACAGGAAGCCCCUACACUCCCAUCACAAAUACGCCGCCAGUCUUCCCUCAUGCCGCCGCCGGUGGACCGCAUCCGAAUGGUGGUGUUGGCUACAUGCGCCCUGAUGGCUCUUAUGGGCAGAUGUCUGGGCCACAGCACUCACCAAACGGCCCACAGCGCCCCUCGGUCCAGACCAGCAUGCCGCCUUACGGAGUCUUGUCCCCAGCGUCACAGCAUGGCUUUCAGGGUCACGCGAACGGCACCCCCCAGUCGGCCACUCCUUACGCCGGGCACACCAACUUCCCUGCGUUUAGCCUACCUCCUUCGAAUUUUUCACAAUCAGCGCCGCCCUCAGCAAACGUUCCGAGGGACGGCGGCGGCCAGGGCUAUGGCCCUCAGCACGACAUGAACGAGCCCUUCUCGGGCCAACCGCAGUCCACAGGUGAAAUGGUGCUACUAGACAACAUGACAAGCCAGACGACCAUGACCGUCUUCGGCAGCGAUAGUGUGCUGAACAAAUCCCCAUAUGUCGGCAUGCCCGAGGAUUUCAUGGCCUAUCUGUUCAACACCCAAGCGGGCGAGAAUCCUCAGCUGAACCAUAUGAUGCCCCAGUACACUAAUGUUCCGUAUUACGGAACGGAGCCGGUUGGCUACUUUCCGAACGGUGGUGCGCAGCAGGUCAUGGCCGUGACCAAUCUUUUGGACCAGAACCUCCCCGAGACGGUCAUCUCGGAGGACAAGGCAACCGAGGUCUUCGAGUUCAUCAAGGAGAGGUUCCACGAAAACGGCCGCGCUCCGGUGGAGCACAAGAGGGAGACGUUCAUCGAGGGAGACCGCACCGACGACCACAUGCUCAGCCGCAAGAUGAUGCAGGCCUACAUCGGCUCGUACUGGGUACACUUCAGCGAUCAGAUCCCCAUCCUGCACAAGCCCACCUUCUCACCCGACAGGACGCCGAUCCUGCUGCUGAUCUCCAUCAUGGCCAUCGGUGCAGCCUGUCUCGACAAGGCCUACGGGCCCAAGGUGACCAUGGCAGGAGCUGAGCUGUCCAACUUCCUGGCCUGGCACCUCAGAUGGGAAACUUUCAUGGACAGCAACUUCCGGCCGCCGGCAAAGCUGUGGCUGUUCCAGACCCUCAUCCUCCUCGAGCUCUACGAGAAGAUGUACUCGUCGAGGGAGCUGCACGAACGGGCGCACAUCCACCACGCGACAACAAUCACCCUCAUGCGCCGUGGACGCUCUCUCAUCGGCAAGUCAGCACUUGACUCCCCUCCAAACCCGAGAGAUGACAAGAACAGCUCCCGGCACUCGUCCACCUCGGGCGUAGCGCACACCGCAGACGAAUGGUGGAACCACUGGAUCACGAACGAGGCCACGCGCCGUGCUGCUUUUGCUGCCUUUGUCAUCGACUCCAUCCACGCCACCAUGUUCGGCCACUCGACGGUCAUGGUGGCGCACGAGAUGCGGCUGCCCCUGCCUUGCGAUGAGAAACUGUGGAGGGCUACGAGUGGUGCGGAGGUGGGGAGGAUCGAGGCGAACCUGAUGUCAAACGGCCUCAAGCCCAUCCCGUUCCUAGAAGGGCUGAAGCGGACACUGAGCGGCCAGGAGGUCCAGACCAACUGCUUCGGGCGGAUGAUCCUGAUGGCCGGCCUGCUGAACGUCAGCUGGUACAUGAACCAACGAGACCUGCAGGUCAACUCCCUCGGGGGUGGUGUCUCGUCGGCUCUGGGCGGCCGAGACAAGUGGCGCGCAACUCUCACCCGUGCCUUCGAUUCGUGGAAACACGACUUCGACAAGUCCCUCAAGAAAGGCGAGAACCCAUCCGACCCAUACGCGUUUAAUUCGUCCGACCGGGGCGAUGCCAACACCGUCUUCGAGAGCCGCGUCGUCCUCCACCACCUUGCCCACAUGGCCAUGCACGUCGACAUCGUGGACUGCCAGAUCUUUGCGCGCGCGAAACGCCUCCUGGGCCGCGCCAUCGGGGCGCAGGACCUCAACAGCGCGCAGCGGCGCAUGAAGGACAUCUGGGCCCCCUCGGUGCGGGCACGCGACGCCACGUGGUAUGCGCUCAAGUUCCUGUUCUCGGUGCUCCACCCUCACAGCAGGGACAUGGAGCCGUCGUACGUGGCCCGAGACGAUGUACUGCUCAACAGGCCGUGGGUGCUGUACUUCUCGGCGCUGGUGAUAUGGAGCUACGGCCACGCCCUCGAGGGCGCGUGUCCCGACGCCGUCAUCCCCACGAGCCGGGCUGAACAGGUCCGCCAGAUGAGGGAGUACCUGAUCACCUACGGCGGGACGGACGACCCUGAGACGCUGCGGACCACCAAGGGCCUAAACAACAACAGCAGCUUGCUGCUGGUCCUCAAGGACACGUUCCUGACCACCAGAUGGGAGCUGUUGCACGAGGGCGCGACCCUGCUGAACAACUGCGUGCAGCUGAACGCGGGGACCUUAGUCUGA
Molecule: messenger RNA, 2994 nt
Organism: Cryphonectria parasitica EP155
Lineage: Eukaryota; Fungi; Ascomycota; Sordariomycetes; Diaporthales; Cryphonectriaceae
Exons: 4
Coding region: 1-2994 (997 amino acids)
Biological process (GO): DNA-templated transcription; regulation of transcription by RNA polymerase II
Cellular component (GO): chromatin
Molecular function (GO): RNA polymerase II cis-regulatory region sequence-specific DNA binding; zinc ion binding; DNA-binding transcription factor activity, RNA polymerase II-specific
Source: RefSeq, a predicted model, not a curated record